AAAAGUUCAUUUUAUACUCUCACCGGUUUCAUUUUGAAAAUUUUUAUAAUCAAAAUUUCUUUAAAUUUAGAAAGUUAUGGUUGUUUGUAGGUUUUUCCUACAAGGGAACUGUCGCUAUGGAAACAAUUGCUGGAAUGAUCACCCAAGUGGUGGAAACCAGGGUUUCAGUAUGACAGCCCAGAGACAGUUGUUUGGUGGUGGUAAAAAAGGUGGUGCUGGCGGCAGUGAGGGUGGGGGAGGACAAAAAGUGUCGUUCCGAGAUUCCUUUGGACAAAAUCAGAAUCCUUACCGAUGGAUAUCCCAGGAUGCACAGCAACAGAGUAGAAAUACAAUGGCAAAUACUCAGCAGAUGUCGGCUGCAGACAUUGUGAAAGGUCUUGCAACAGAGGUAUCACAAACAUGGGAAGGAGGAAACAUGUGGCCGUUUUCAUGUCUUGGUUUCGAGAAAGAUAUGCCAAGUUUACCUGGUUUUAUGGAUAUUGCACCAGAAGAGAUGAGAUGGGAUGCAUAUGAAGCAUUAAAAUUAGGAAAUAUUCAGCCAUAUAUACAGAAAGUUAAAGGAGCAGUUGACCAACUGAAUACACAGAGGCAGGAACUGAAAAACCCAAAUAUGACAUUGAAACAGAAACUGAUAUCAUUCAUUGAUGACUGCAGACGGGAGAAAAAUUUGGGCUCAGGGGGACACGUAUCAUUAUUUAGCGAAUCAAACUCUGGAGGAGAUAUAUUUGGUAGCGGCAGCAGUGGAGGACUAUUUGGCACAAGUACUGCUGGUGCCGAGCCAAGUUCUGGGCUGUUUAGUCAGCCUCCUUCAUUUGGUCAGACUGGAAACCAGUCCCUUUUUGGCCAAACUGAGACACAGUCUGCUUUUGGACAGAGUGGUACACAGUCUGCUUUUGGACAGACUGGUGCUCAGUCUUUAUUUGGACAGAGUGGGUCCCAGUCUGCAUUUGGUCAGACUGGUUCUCAGCAGUCUGGUUUUGAACAGACUGGUUCAUUAUUUGGACAAGGUGCUUUUGCUCAAAGUUCACAGUCUGGAAGUACAUUUGGACAAAGUAGUUUUGGACAGUCACAGACUGGACAGGGUAGUUUAUUUGGUCAGUCUGCAUCUGGUACUUUUGGUCAAGACCAGACACAGACUCCAAAACCAACUUUAUUUGGUAAACCAGCAGCAGGCAGCUCACCAUUCAGUACACCACAAACAUCAGCUGGUACAUCUGGGAGCUUAUUUCAAACUUCAACCCCUUUUGGACAAUCAAGUGCACCUGCAAGGAAUUUGUUUGGUCAUUCAGUGACAGUUGUCCCCCCUGAAUCCCAAUCAGGAGCCUCUUCAGCAGCAGAGAAUAAACCAGUCCAGGCAACUGCAUCAGGGGAGACAAAUUCAGUUUAUACUUCCAUAGACAAAUUGACUCCUGAAGAAUUAGAACAGUUCAGAGCACCAACAUUUACACUUGGUUUUAUACCAACCAGACCACCGCCUAGAGAAUUAUGUGUCUGAUAGUUCAUAAAGAGAUCUUGAGAAUUUAUUCUUGUGUGGAUAUGCAUAUGUAUAUGCUUUCAUUAUAUAUGAGGCAUGUGUAAUGUCAAGAGUAUUGCUGUUUUGAAGUAUAAUUAGGGCUAAUAUACUUCCGUUGCUUUAAAGUUUCACUAUAAUUAUCUUCUUAAGUACUGCCCCUAUUACCAUCAAACCUCGCAUAAGGGAUGGUCUUCGUGAGGGCCAAAACUUUGAUAGUUCAGGGUCGGGUAUCUUAAAGGACAAAGAUACGAUAUUGAAUAAUGCUGGUUAAAAGUUUCAUGCCGAGUUUCUUUCACUGUAUCUUUUUAACUGUUGUCCCUAUAAUCAUCAGAUCUCACAUAAGGCUCGAUCUUAUUAAGGGGUAGACAUGUUUUGGUUUCGGAUCUGGUAUCUCAAAGGUGAAGGGCACUGGGAUCAGAUUCUGUAAUAGUAUUGAGAAAGGUUUUAUGGCUCACUUUUCAAUUUGACUUACAUAAUAUUUCCUAGUGCUGGUAUCCCUUUUAACCCCAUUUCUAACCCUUAUCCACACUUCCUCUACACCCACACAAAGAAAACAUUAUAACAUUCCUCAUACUACUGGACAGCUCAUAUUGUUUCUCAGAUUUUCAAAUACCCACUGUCUACACAUACACCCAUCCCCUCAAAUUUUAAGUCCCUCCCCCGCCCCCACCCACUACUGUUACCAUAGAAAAUCAACAACUGGGAGAUGUUUUGAGGCAUUUAAGAAACAAUGGAAGAUAAUUCAUUUAGCAAUUUUUGGAAGUUGGUGCUUUUGUAGAACUUUCUGUGUUACAGUUAUUCAACACACUGAAAUAAGUUUACUUACUUUUGGUUUAAAAAGAAUAUGUAAGAUUAAAUUGAUAACAGCAUGACAUACAAAUGGUGUAUUUGUAACAAAGGGGAGUAACUCUGACUAUCAAUAUCAAGAAGUGUCUAGUUUUGUGCUUUGAAAUAUAUUGUUUAGUGUUUACAAGCACAAGAUAUAUGAGAAUGCCUGUCUCUGAGCAUGCAGAAAUUGAGGUGAAAUGUUAAAUCUUUGAAGGUCAGUUAACUUCAAACAAAAGUGACUUGAAGUAGUUGGCAUUGAUUGAAAACUAUGAGUGGUAUAUAGACCAAAAAUAUGAACACUAUUUAGGUAUUGAGAUUAUAUUGUUAUGUGGAAGUUAUGACGGGUAGAAAUAGGUCCGUCCAAGUUAAUUUCAAGUACAAUGUAUAGGUAAAAUUUUGAUCACUGGAAUCUUGGAAGAGAUGCUGUUAGAAAUGUAAGAGCAGUAUGGCAAUGCCUCGGUGCAAAACUAGCCAACGUAAUAAAACAGCAAGUAGCAAUAUUUUCACACUGAGCCCUUAAUGAAAAAUAAAAGAGAGGUUUUUUAAGUUCUGUUCAUUUUUAGCUCAGCUGUCACAAAGUGACAAGGUGAGCUUUUGUGAUCGCGCGGCGUCCGUCGUCCGUCCGUGCGUAAACCUUUCCUUGUGACAUCUCUAGAGGUCACAGUUUUCAUGGGAUCUUUAUGAAAAUGGGUCAGAAUGUUCAUCUUGGUAAAUUCUAGGUCAAGUUCGAAACUGGGUCACGUGCGGCCAAAAAGUAGGUCAGUAGGUCCAAAAAUAGAAAAACCUUGUGAUCACUCUGGAGGCCAUAAUUUUCAAUGGAUCUUCAUGAAAAUUGGUCAGAAUGUUCAUCUUGAUGAUUUCUAGGUCAAGUUCGAAACUGGGUAAUGUGCGGCCAAUAACUAGGUCAGUAGGUCUAAAAAUAGAAAAACCUUGUGACCACUCUAGAGGCCAUAGUUUUCAAUGGAUCUUCAUGAAAGUUGGUCUGAAUAUUCAUCUUGAUGAUAUCUAGGUCAAGUUCGAAACUGGGUCAUGUGCGGUCAAAAACUAGGUCAGUAGGUCUAAAAAUAGAAAAACCUUGUGACCUCUCUAGAGACCAUAUAUUUCUUGAGAUCUUCAUGAAAAUUGGUCAGAAUGUUCACCUUGAUGAUAUCUAGGUCAAGUUCGAAACUGGGUCACGUGCCUUCAAAAACUAGGUCAGUAGGUCAAAUAAUAGAAAAACCUUGUGACCUCUCUAGAGGCCAUAUUUUUCAUGGGAUCUGUAUGAAAGUGUGUCUGAAUGUUCAUCUUGGUGAUGUCUAGGUCAAGUUCGAAAGUGGGUCACGUGCUAUCAAAAACUAGGUUAGUAGGUCAAAUAAUAGAAAAACCUUGUGACCUCUCUAAAGGCCAUAUUUUUCAUGGGAUCUGUAUGAAAGUUGGUCUGAAUGUUCAUCUUGAUGAUAUCUAGGUCAGGUUCGAAACAGGGCCAUGUGCGGUCAAAAACUAGUUCAGUAGGUCUAAAAAUAGAAAAACCUUGUGAUCUCUCUAGAAGCCAUACUUAAGAAUGGAUCUCCAUAAAAAUUGGUCAGAAUGUUCAUCUUGAUGAUAUCUAGGUCAAGUUCGAAAGUGGGUCACGUGCCAUCAAAAAGUAGGUCAAAUAAUGAAAAAACAUUGUGACCUCUCUAGAGGCCAUAUUUUUCAUGGGAUCUGUAUGAAAGUUGGUCUGAAUGUUUAUCUUGAUGAUAUAUAGGUCAAGUUUGAAACUGGGUCAACUGCGAUCAAAAACUAGGUCAGUAGGUCUUGAAAUAGAAAAACUUUGUGACCUCUCUAGAGGCCAUACCCUUGAAUGGAUCUUCAUGAAAAUUGGUCAGAAUGUUCACCUUGAUGAUAUCUAGGUCAAAUUUGAAACUGGGUCAUGUGCCUUAAAAAACUAGGUCAGUAGGUCAAAUAAUAAAAAAACCUUGUGACCUCUCUAGAGGCCAUACUUUUCAUGGGAUCUGUAUGAAAGUUGGUCUGAAUGUUCAUCUUGAUGAUAUCUAGGUCAGUUUUGAAACUGUCAAAUGCGGUCAAAAGCUAGGUCAGUAGGUCUAAAAUUAUUAAAAUCUUUUGACCUCUCUAGAGGCCAUAUUUUUCAAUGGAUCUUCAUGAAAAUUGAACUGGGUCACGUGCGGUCAAAAAAUAGGCCAGUAGUAAAAUUCAAAACAGGGUCACAUACCUUCGAAAACUAGGUCAAUAGGUCAAAUAAUAGAAAAACCUUGUGACCUCUCUAGAGACCAUAUUUUUCAAUGGAUCUUCAUGAAAAUUGGUCAGAAUUUUUAUCUUGAAUAAUAUCUAGGUCAAGUUCAAAACUGGGUCACAUGAGCUCAAAACUAGGUCACUAUGUCAUAUAAUAGAAAAAAAUGACGUCAUACUCAGAACUGGGUCAUGUGGGAAGAGGUGAGCGAUUCAGGACCGUCAUGGUCCUCUUGUUAGUUAGACUAUUCAAAGAAAAGGUAGAGCUAUUGGACUCAUCCAUGUGUAGGAGUUGGAUUGAAACUUAACACAUUUAUUUGCUGUGAUAAACUGAAUUACAGUGCACAGGUUUUAUAACUCUAUUUUGCUUUUUUACAAAAUUAUGCCCCUUUUUCAACUUCUAUGUUCAUUCAGUUGACAAGGCUGUUGAAUAGUUGAGCGUUGCUGUCCAAUGACAGCUCUUGUCUUUUGAACAUUUAAUACAUUCACAUCAGUUCUUAUGUUAGUUAAGAAGAUACAGUGAAAUUGAGAAACUUGUCAUAAACAGCAGCUGGUUUAACCAGUACUGUUACAUUCUUUACCAAUUUUCAUUCAUCCGUUCUAUUAAUUUUUUCUUCCAUUCUGUAUUGAGUGUGUCAGUGUCCUGUCAUUCUGUAUCAGUGUCAUCAACAAUGCUGUCAUAUAGUACUUGUAACAUUGUGGCACGGCACCAAAAUGUCGGAUAGACACUAAAUGUUAGUAAGCAGACAAUAAUGAGGGUUUCUAUAGUUUAUUGCUGAUCUGUACAAAGUGGCAAAGAUAAUACAAGUAAGUGACACCAAGGCCGUCAUACGUAAACGUUACAAUACAAUACUAAGGCGCGUUAAAUGUGACGCCAUCGGAAUGGCGCGCAAAACAAUGUUACAUGUACUAUAUGACAAAUGUAUAAGGAACAUGUACAAACAUUGCAUUUGUUGUUAUUAACCCUAAGCCUGCUAAAUUUCCUAAAUGGACUGGACCAUCAUUCAAUUUGGGCAAUACCAUUUAUUUUUUGAAGGGGUGUUCACUGAAAAUUUACUGACUGAAUAGCGAACAUGAUCAGACUGCACAGAUGUGCAGGCUGAUCUUGGUCUGCACUGGUCGCAUAGGCAGAAUCACUUGCCGCCAGCAGGCUAAGGGUUAAUUACAAAUGAAACAGCAAAUUCACAAACUAUGCAUUUCUCCAUUUUUAUGAUGUAUGUAUAAAUGAGACUGAAUACCAUCAUGAAUGUUAAUUUGUUGCACAAUGUGUACAAUAUAUUACCUCAGAUAAUUAAAUAUAUCGUAUGUCAAAAUAUA
This is a messenger RNA of Mercenaria mercenaria, 5866 nucleotides long. Its product is annotated as nucleoporin NUP42-like. The record is from RefSeq and is a predicted model, not a curated record. The coding region runs from base 77 to 1495 and encodes 472 amino acids. Gene Ontology annotation, molecular function: metal ion binding. The transcript is spliced from 8 exons. Lineage: Eukaryota; Metazoa; Mollusca; Bivalvia; Venerida; Veneridae.